This is a messenger RNA of Puma concolor (puma), 4209 nucleotides long. The record is from RefSeq and is a predicted model, not a curated record. Lineage: Eukaryota; Metazoa; Chordata; Mammalia; Carnivora; Felidae.
AUGGCAGGGGACGGCUGCAGUGUGGGAGGCCACGAACCCUCCGGCCUGUCACAGGCCCUCACGGGUGCGGGUCUGUGGCUGCGCUGGACGGGGGACUACAGACAGGCAUCAGUGGGAGCUGCGGCCGGUGUUUCUGUUCCCAGCCCGUCACCUCCUUCCGAAACGUUGCCGCGGCCAGUGGAGCCGCGAGUCCUGCCCUGGGGCCCGUGGUAUCCAGAUCCGGGCCCACCUGGCAGCAAGGCCCAGAGCCCACAGGACCCGGAGAUGGGCACAGACGUGCUGGAUGCCCACGUGGCUCUUGAGAACGUGUCCCUGGCCGACAUCCUGUCGCUGCGGGACAGCGGCCUCAGCGAGCAGGAAGCGUGGGCCGUGUGCCUGGAGUGCAGCCUGUCCAUGAGGAGCGUUGCCCACGCGGCCAUCUUCCAGACCCUCUGCAUCACGCCUGACACCCUGGCUUUCAACGCCAGCGGGAACGUGUGCUUCAUGGAGCUGCUCAGCGAUGACCCCGAGGGUGCCUUUGUUCCCCCGGAGUUCGAUGUGACCGGGAACACCUUUGAGGCUCACAUCUACUCUCUGGGGGCCACGCUGAAGGCGGCCCUCGAGUAUGUGGCCGAGCCCGAGCCCGAGCCCGAGCCCAGGCUGAGCCAGGACCUGGAGGCCUUACUGAGCCAGAUGCAAGCAGAGAACCCCAGGGACCGGCCAGACCUCCAGAGCAUCAUAGCGCUGUGUGAAAAGAAGAUGCUUUUCACGUCCUCCUGCCGCCUGUGCCGGAGCCUCUCGGCCGUCGGGAGGAGGGUGCUCUCCAUUGAGUCUUUCGGAGCAUUUCAAGAUGUCAGCGAGAGCUCCUGCAGCGGGAGGCCGGCGACAGGAAGCACAGGGCCCAGAAAGCAGCCCGGGGGCCGCACCGCGGACCCAGAGGGCCCCGCCCAGCGCCCCGCCCACGAAGCCCACGGCGCCCCGGAGCAGCCCGCGGCCCUGCCUUCCAAGCCCCUACUGUCGGCCCCCGUGAGAAACGGAGAGCGGCUGGCCAGCCUCGUCUUGGACGCCCAGCGCCCCCUGGGUGACCCGGAGAGGAGCUGCCUGAGGAAAGUGCAGACGUUCCCCCGGCUCCUGCCCGACGGCCCGGAGGCCAGCGCCCUCUGCCUGACGCUGGGCCCCCAGCUGCCCCCAUCGGAGCUCUUCCCUCCAGACCCCAGGAAGGCCUUUCUGGAGGGGAUGAAUGGCCUUUCCAGCUACAAGACACAGCCCUCGGCCAGACUGCGGCCAGAGCAGGAGCCCGAGAUCCGGCGGGGAGGACCCGGAGGCGCCGGCAGAGGUGGGGACGGGGCGUCUGGGGCGCCGGGCUGGGGCCCCACGGAGGAAAGCCCCGCGCCCCGCCCCAAGGCCCCUGGAGAUGCAGGCCGAGAGCCCGGGACUUGCAGGGCUGAGGAGGGGAUUCUGGACGGAGCUGGGGAGCCGGCUAGCACAGCCACAGAGCAGGGCAUCUCCCUGCAGGACCUCCUGUGCCAGCUGGGCCGGCCCUUCAAGGAGUAUGAGCUCUGGGCUCUGUCCCACGCGUGUCUCAGUGCUCUGCGUGCACACAGCGAGCACCCAGCAUACCUGUGCCUGGACUCCGUGCUGGUGGCCGAGGACGGGGCCAUUCUCUUCGGCCCACCCCCUGCCAAUGGCACUUACGACACGUUUUUUCUGGCUCCUGAAGUUGCAGACCAAGAGCUGGUGACAGAGAAGGCCUCCGUGUACUGUGUGGCUGCGGUCCUGUGGACGGCAGCCAAGUUCAGUGUUCCCCGAGACCACAAGCUGGCCCUGCCUCGCAGGCUCAAGACCCUCCUCUUGGACAUGGCUAGACGCAGCGCCCAGGAGCGGCCGUGUGCGGCAGAGGCCAUCAAGGCGGUAGAUGAUGUCUGCUGCUCACCCCCGGACCACCCCAUUGUCUCCGUGGGUUCGCCAGGCCAGGGUGGCGCUUCAGAGGAGGCCGUGUCACAGCCCCAGGGUGAUGGGACUAGCGCUCCAAGUGGCUGCUCACUGUCCAGCAAAAGGCCAUCGUUGCACGGGGCGGGGAAGGAGAAACCGGCCACCACUCGCGUCAGCCGAGCCCCCUGCCCGCCCCCACCACUGUCCGACGUGGACGCAGACGAGCUCUCACGGGGUAACUUUGAGGUGGGAUUCCGGCCUCAGAAGUCUGUCAAAGCCGAGCGGGAACAGCAGCCGGAAGCCGGAGAGCACGGGCAGCAGGGUGGGGGCCCCGAGGCAGUGGCCCGGCUGCCCCGGCCCAAGGACGGCGGCCUGGCCGUGAACCCCGGCCCGGCGGACCUCCAGAGCUGCAGCCCCGGCUGGUGCAGUGCCUUCUACGAGGCCGACUGCUUCGGCGCCGACGUCUACAGCUACGUGCAGGAGUUGGCAAGGCAGAAAGCCGGUGGGGCCGUGGAUGCCGACGCCCAGAGCCCGGAGCUGGAGCAGCAGCUCAUGAUAGAGAAAAGAAACUACCGGAAGACUCUGAAGUUCUACCAGAAGCUCUUACAGAAAGAGAAGCGAAACAAAGGUUCCGAGGUGAAGACCAUGUUGUCCAAACUGAAAGGGCAGCUGGAAGAAAUGAAGUGCAAGGUGCAGUUCCUUGGACUGGUCAAGAAGUAUCUGCAGGUCAUGUACGCCGAGCGGUGGGGCCUGGAGCCCUGCGCCCUGCCCGUGAUCGUGAACAUCUCGGCGGCCCACUGCGACACGCUGGAUUUCAGCCCCCUGGACGAGUCCUCGUCCCUCAUCUUCUACAACGUCAGCAAGCACCCGCGCGGUGGCAGGCAGAGGAAGGCCCGCGUCCUGCAGGCCGGCACGCCCCUGGGGCUCAUGGCCUACCUCUACUCCAGCGACGCCUUCCUGGAGGGCUACGUGCAGCAGUUCCUGUACACCUUCCGCUACUUCUGCACACCCCACGACUUCCUGCACUUCCUGCUGGACCGCAUCAACAGCACCCUGUCCAGGGCUCACCAGGACCCCACCUCGACCUUCACCAAGAUCUACAAGCGAAGCUUCUGCCUCCUGCAGGCCUGGCUGGAAGACUGCUACACCGUGGACUUCACUCGGAACUCCGGGCUCCUGGGCAGGCUGGAGGACUUCCUCUCUUCCAAGAUCCUGCCCCUGGACGGCUCUGCAGAGCACCUGCUGGGCCUCCUGGAGGUGGGCACUGACCGGCGGGCCGAGGGCACCUCACGUGGCACAGACCUGGAGGGCCCCAAGGAGGCAGAGGAGGACACCAGGCCUCUCAACGCCCUCUGUAAGAGGCUCUCGGAAGACGGCAUCUCCCGGAAGGUGGGGGCCUUUCCCGGACUGGGGGGACGGGGGGUCUCCUGGGGCAGAGGCAGCACAGCCCAGAGAACGUGCCCUGAACAUCUGCGUCCUUGUCUCCGACAGGAAUUGUUUCAAAAGUGCCAUCCCGUCCACUUCUUAAACUCCCGGGCCCUGGGCGUCAUGGACAAAAGCGUGGCCAUCCCCAAGGCCAGCUCCUCCGAGCCUCCGACCGCCAAGACGUGCAGCUUGUUUCUGCCCAACUACGUCCAGGACAAGUACCUGCUGCAGCUUCUGAGAAGUGCGGACGACGUCAGCACCUGGGUGGCCGCUGAAAUCGUGACCAGCCACACCUCCAAGUUGCAGGUGAAUUUACUGUCCAAAUUUUUGCUGAUCGCGAAGUCUUGCUACGAGCAAAGGAACUUUGCGACAGCCAUGCAGAUCCUGGGCGGCCUGGAGCACCUCGCAGUGAGGCAGUCCCCCGCCUGGAGAAUCCUACCCGCGAAGAUAGCAGAGGUCAUGGAAGAGCUGAAAGCCGUGGAGGUCUUCCUGAAGAGCGACAGCCUGUGUCUUAUGGAAGGACGGCGCUUCCGGGCCCAGCCCACUCUGCCCUCGGCGCGCCUCCUGGCCAUGCACAUCCAGCAGCUGGAGACGGGGGGCUUCACCAUGACUAACGGGGCCCACAGAUGGAGCAAGCUCAGGAACAUAGCCAAGGUGGUGAGUCAGGUCCACGCGUUCCAGGAGAACCCCUACACGUUUGCCCCCGACCACAAGCUGCAGUCCUACCUCAAGCAAAGAAUCGCCCGCUUUAGCGGGGCUGACAUCUCCACAUUGGCGGCCGACAACAGGGCCUCCUUCCACCAGAUCACCAGCGAGAAGCACUCCCGCAAGAUCCAGGACAAGUUACGGAGAAUGAAAGCCACGUUCCAGUAA